CAACAUGGCCGCUCACAUACACUGAAACGUUUAACCAAUUUUUGAAGAGAAACUUCGAAAAUGCAGGUCUCAGAGCCUAACAAUGUGAAGAUAUAUAACUUGUCGGCUGGGAAGACUUUGCCAGAGUGGCUUUCAGAAAGAAAAAGGAGAACUUUACAGAAAAAUGACAUUGAUAUACGUAGAAGGAUUGAACUUAUUCAAGAAUUUGAAAUGCCAACUGCAUCCACUAAUAUACUUGUAUCAGCUGAUAAAGAAUAUGUCAUGGCAACUGGAGUUUACAAGCCAAGAGUAAGGUGUUAUGAGACCAGUCAAUUAUCUAUGAAAUUUGAAAGAUGCUUUGACUCUGAAGUUGUCAAAUUUUCAAUUUUAUCAGAAGAUUAUUCAAAGAUGGUGUUUUUGCAGGCAGAUAGAUUUUUAGAAUUUCAUGUACAGUAUGGGAGGUUAUAUAGAACAAGAAUACCAAAGUUUGGUCGAGAUUUAGCUUACCACUAUCCAUCAUGUGAUUUGUAUGUUGUUGGAGCUGGAUCCGAUAUCUACAGACUGAAUCUUGAGCAAGGGAAAUUUCUAAAUCCUCUAAAAACAGACGCUGUUGAAAUUAAUGUUUGUGAUUUUAAUCCUGUUCACCAACUUUUUGCUGCUGGUACAUCAGAGGGCCGUGUGGAAUGCUGGGAUCCAAGGUCAAGAAGUAGAGUGGGUGUUUUAGAUGUUGGACUUAGUGGAAUAUCACAGGAUAGGUCAAAUGUUGUCCCUUCUGUAACAACAUUGAAAUACAAUGGUGGACUGGCGAUGGGAAUUGGUACAGCAACUGGACAUGUAUUAUUAUAUGAUAUUCGUUCUACUAAACCGUUACUAAUAAAAGAUCAUCAAUAUGGACUUCCAAUCAAAAGUAUGGCAUUUCAGGACCAACUUGUGUUAUCAGUGGACUCAAAGAUUCUUAAAUUAUGGGAUAGAGAGACUGGCAAACCUUUUACAUCUAUUGAACCACAAACAAGUAUCAAUGAUUUGUGUCUGUUUCCUGACUCAGGUUUGUUGUUUAUGGCUACAGAGGCACCCAAGAUGUUUGUAUAUUAUAUUCCAGCUUUAGGUCCAGCACCAAGAUGGUGUUCCUUCUUAGACAACCUGACUGAAGAACUGGAAGAAGACCAACAACCAACUGUUUACGAUGACUACAAGUUCGUUACAAAAGAGGAAUUAGAAAAACUAGGGCUAACACAUCUGGUUGGCACAAACCUUUUACGAGCGUACAUGCAUGGAUAUUUCAUGGACAUCCGACUUUAUCAAAAGGCAAAGACGAUAGCAGAACCAUUUGCAUUUGAAGAAUAUCGAAAGAGGAAAAUUCUGGAAAAGAUAGAAGAAGAGCGUGAAAAUCGUGUCAGAAUUAAGAAAUUACCGCGAAUUAACAGAGCAUUGGCUGAAAAAUUAUUAGAAGAGAAGAAAGAGAAAAAGAAAGCAGCUAAGGUCAUCAGUAAGGCGUCUGAUGUCACUAAUCCACUGGGYGAUGAGCGCUUUGCUGCCAUGUUUAAAAACCCUGACUUCCAGGUUGAUGAAGAAAGUGAGGUAAGUAGAGACUGUGURAUAGAAUUAGAAGGCAGAGCAAGUUCUGAUGAGUCGAGCUCAGAUGAUGAACAUACUUGGAAAGAGGAACAGCGACGAGAACUCAAGAAACCCGUUAAAUCGGAACGAAAACCAAACAAACCUAAGUUUUACGAGGUGAAAGAACCUACAGAAUUUAAAUCCAUUGGUCCUACAAACGCAACAGCAACCAGCACAAAUAGAACAUCUCUUGGUGAACGUGUAAGAAGAGAAGACAAUAGGAUUAUACGGACCACUGGUUCGUCAGUGGGUGAAAUGGAAAUGACAUUUUCUCUUAAGAAGGGUGAGGAAGAGACGCAACAACAAAUACAACGUCGGGUUCACCGAGAGGAACGAAAAAAAGUUCGCCGGUCAGCAGGUUCUCUUAUGGCUGGAGAAAAGAAAAAGCCAGUUUAUUGGCGCGGAAAGAGAGUCAAAUAAUCCUACGGUCUCUAUCAAUCUAACAAUCGUAUUUUUUAAAGUAUUAGAUGAUUAAAUGGUUGGGCAGUGUGUGUAUGCCACCCACAUCAAUACGAUUUCAAAGUCAAAUCCACAGGCUCAGAAAGCGCAAACACAAAUUGUUAGCAGGAUCCAGGAAAAUUUAAUGUAUAUUUUUAAUUGAGGAUAUGUCUCUUAUCUCCUUUAAUCUCUUGCUGAUAACCAAUGAAGUGAACAAUUGAUGGGCGUUCUUSUAAAGGACAAGCCUGCGUGCAGUUAAAACAAAGCUGUUGUUAUGAUAAUUGUUAUUCAUUUUUGUGAAGCUAAKUUAUCACUUCGAGACUUGCUUUACUCGUUUGGUUACUCCCUUUCGGCUUUUGAUUCCAAAGUUAUGUUUUUUUCUCGUGUAUUCCCAACAAUCCUACGUGUUUGUAACAGAAACUAAUGGUUAAAAGGCAAUAUGUGUAGUUUAAUAAGAUUAAGGUGUGACUGGAGAAAAUCGGUGUUUUUUUUUCUUUUAAUUUUCUUAUACCAUCGUCGUUUAUUCUAUAAAACCUAUCAUAAUGCAGUACUCGGCUCGUCACUAUAAUCCAAAUAUUGUUGUAAUUUUAUUUCAAGAGAUUUGUUGUAUUAUAGUAMCCAUCAGUCUUUCACAGAUAAAGCRUUAUGAUUACCUACUGAACUAUGGUAGAGUUAUCAGAUAGACGCAUCAAUCAAGCGAAAACAGCCGAACAAAGGUCGAAAACAAGUGUUCUUUAUGGUCAGUUUUAUCAAGUUUGGUGGAUACUACAACAACUCCCGUACAAUCAUAUAAUUCAUAUGCMAAAUUCUUCACCAAUUUCUUUGAUCCGCCUUUUUUUUCUAUUAAUGGUCUUUUUAUAGAUCAUGACAAAUGGGAGUUGAUAAUCAGGGGCAUAGAGUAUAGGUGCAAGGCGAUUAGUAAAGUAACAUAAACURUAGUAGACUGAAAUCAUAUCACAGAUCAUCUUUGGUUUUGAAGCUAUCACACGACAAGAGAAUGACAAUAAAGAAAAGAAAUUGUUGA
This is a messenger RNA of Exaiptasia diaphana, 3055 nucleotides long. RefSeq names its product nucleolar protein 10. NCBI's taxonomy places the organism in Eukaryota, Metazoa, Cnidaria, Anthozoa, Actiniaria, Aiptasiidae. The transcript has 24 exons. Bases 61 to 2013 code for a protein of 650 amino acids. Gene Ontology annotation, molecular function: protein binding. The record is from RefSeq and is a predicted model, not a curated record. Gene Ontology annotation, biological process: maturation of SSU-rRNA from tricistronic rRNA transcript (SSU-rRNA, 5.8S rRNA, LSU-rRNA). Gene Ontology annotation, cellular component: nucleus; small-subunit processome; nucleolus.